Molecule: messenger RNA, 3311 nt
Organism: Thecamonas trahens ATCC 50062
Lineage: Eukaryota; Apusomonadida; Apusomonadidae
Product: TRNA-splicing endonuclease positive effector
Exons: 2
Coding region: 1-3297 (1098 amino acids)
Biological process (GO): regulatory ncRNA-mediated post-transcriptional gene silencing
Cellular component (GO): P granule; cytosol
Molecular function (GO): zinc ion binding; helicase activity
Source: RefSeq, a predicted model, not a curated record
AUGUCCACCGGCACAUCAUCCUCCACACCGUCAACUCCAAGCUCAACCUUUACCAUCCUCUACACCACCCACCUCACCCGCAAGCGCAAGGUCUUCCAUGACGGCACCCUUGCCGUCCGCCCGGACACCUCCAAAAUGACCCUCAAGGACGAACAGGGCAAGGUGCUGGAGACGUUCUUCAUCCCUACGGGCGUCAUUGUCCAGCCGGGCGCCGAGAUCCGCAUGCAGAAGCACAUUGUUCAAGUCGAAGAUCUCGUCCGCCCUCACGGCGCGGCUCCUCCGCCUCCGCUGGCAAAGACAGCCCCAGCGGCGACAGAGUCGGGGAGGGCAAGCCCGGUGCUUUCCGCCCAGCCGCGGCGACGCUCACGCCUCGCUCGCCCACGCGCCUCACUCCACGCCGCGGCUCCCGCUCCCGUCGACCACAGUGGUGGGGCCGGCCGACAGAGCCCGGUCUCGGGAGCAGGGCCCGGCUCACCGCCGGGAUCACCGAGAUUGCUGGCGCCUCGGUCGCGGUCGAGGAACGAGCUGCUCUCACUGCUCUCGGGCGUGCCAUCGCCGUCGCCAGGCCCUGCCGUUGCGGCUGUGGCUUCCGCGACAGGUGCGUCGACAACGCCCAGUCCUGCCGAUCGACCAGCACCGGCUCCUGAUCACACGCUUGCGCGUCCAUUCAAGCGCCAUCGCCCGCUGGUGUCGGCCACGGGGCGGGCGGCGAGUGGCGCGAGGAGCGCGCCGGCGGGCGGCGAGUGGAUCUCGCGCCGGAAGCGCGCCGCGGUCUCGGCGGCGUGCAAGCUAACCAUCCCGCACGCAUCUCAGGUGGGCUGCGGAAGCGGGGGCGGGUCCGGGAGCUCAUCGGGCGGGCAGGGGGGCGACGGGGCGGGCUCGGUGCGGUACACCGAGGUGGCAACCACCUUUAACUUGCCCGCCGACUACAUCGCAGCCUUUCAGGCCGCCAUCUACGAGGAGAUCAACGCACAGCUCGCCCGCAAGAUGGAGGACUACCACGGGCUCUCGAGGCGGAUUGGAAGCUACCCACCGGCCAUCACGGCCAAGACGGCCCAAGUUUCUGGAGCCGGCAAGGGUGCGCAGCCAAAGGCGCCACUGUGCGAUUGCGCACCGGCGCGCAAGUCGCGCAUGCUCGUCGUUCGCAAGGCCGGGCGCAACCAGGGCCGGGCGUUCUUCAAGUGCGCCGGCUCAAAGUGCGACUUUUUUGCAUGGGUCGACGCCCUGCGGCCAGGCGGGGGCAGCUCCGGCGGGUACGAUGCGAGCUCCGACGGGAGUGGCCAAGGGCCGCGUGGAAGCGACGCGUUUGCGGCGGCGCGGACUUGCACGCGCGCCCGCGAGCGAGUCCUUCGCAGCAACGAUGUGGCGUUCUACGGCUCAACGUCGCUGGUCAAAGAGGCCGGCGUCUCGCUCGGGCGCGCGUUUGUGGCUGGCUCGGCGUACCUUUUGCUCGAGCAGGCCGAGGCUGCGGCGGCGUUCUCCAAGGGCGAUGUGUGGCUCAUCUCGCGGUCGGGCGAGUUCCCGCCGGACGGCACCUACUUUGGUGUCUCCACCUUUUACUCGCCGUCGUCCGAGUCGCAGCUCGAGCUCCGGUUCGAGGGCUCGCAGCCACCGUUUGUUGGCCGCUCGCGGGUCUACGCCAUCCGCGGGCCCAACGCUCAAUCGCUCUGGUCGAUGCUCGAGGUGCUUGCGCAGCCCAAGUUGCGACACAUGCCGAUUUUGCCGGCCUUGCUGCAGCCUGCAGAGGCGCCUGCGCCUCCUGCGACGGCGGUAUCGCGUGGCGGCGAUAGCCUGUUUGUCCUCAAGCUCGAGCCGAGCGAGAUCGCAGCGCUCAUGCGCCGUUACGUCGAUGAGUACUCACUCAACGCCGGCCAGGUCCAGGUCUUUGAGGCGGUGUUGGGAAUGUUCGAGGCUGAGGAUGACGAUGGGGUGCGAAGCGCGGCGCUGCCCGGCCGGGCGGCGACAGGCUGUAGCCUGGUCCUCGUGCACGGAGUCUUUGGCUCGGGCAAGUCGUUUACGCUCUCGGUCCUCAUCAUGUUUCUGGUGGAGCUCUUCGAGGCCGCACAAGUCUCACGCAAGCUUCGCAUCCUCAUCUCGGCGGCGACCAACGUGGCGGUCGACCGUGUGCUGGUGACGCUUCUGGAGCUCGGCUUUGAGUCGUUCUCGCGAGUCGGCUCUGUCCGCAAAAUCGCCAAGCCCAUCCUCCCGCACGUGUACCGGCUCAAGGCUGGCGCGUCGGCACGGUCGGACGCCGAAUACGAGGCCGAUCUCAAGUACAUGCUGAAGACGGCCGAGAGCGGCGCCGAGCGGGCCCUCAUUGCCGAUGCGCUGGCGCAGUUCAAGUCGGGCGCGUCGUCGCGGGUGGCGGCCAAGCUCAAAACGGCGCCGGUCUUUGGCACGACCUGCCUGUCGGCGUUCAAGAAGGAGUUUGACGGCACGAUGUUCCCGCUCAUCUUUCUGGACGAGGCCUCACAGAUGCUCGAGCCGAUGUCGCUGCUGCCGCUGUUCCGGGCACAGGGCGCCAAGCUGGUGUUGGUGGGCGAUCCGAAGCAGCUGCCGCCGACGCUGACGACCGAGGCCGCGUCGCCGGCGGCGCCCGGUCUCGGCCGCUCGCUCUUUGAUCGGGCAGUUGCUGCCGGCGUCACUCCGGUCAUGCUCAACACACAGUACCGAUGCCAUCCGACCAUUUCACGGAUCUGCAACACUCUGUUCUACGGCUCGAGCCUUGCCGACGGCGUUACCGCUGACGACCGCGCCCGCCUCCACCCUGCACUCCCGACGCUCAUGUUUGUUGAUGUCUUUCGCGGGCGCGACCGGCUAGAGGGCAAGUCGUUCUCCAACAGCGAGGAGGUUGCUGUUGUCCUUGCCACCGUCCGUGAUCUGGUGAGCGAGUUUGGCGUAGCGGCGGCAGACAUUGGUGUCAUCGCGCUGUACCGCGUCCAGGUCGAGCGGCUGAAGGCGGCGGCCAAGGCCGACGAGGCCGGUGCGUUCAGCGAGCUCCAGAUCUCAUCGGUCGACGCCUUCCAGGGUGCCGAGAAGCAGGUCAUUGUGCUCUCGACCGUCUCGUCGUCGAUGCGCUCAUUCAUCGAGUCGCCCAACAGGCUCAACGUCGCGCUCUCGCGCGCCCGCCACCACCUUAUUGUUGUCGGCAAUGGCGCCGCCCUCGCCCGCUCUUCGCUGUGGAACUACGUCCAGCAAGUGGCCAUGGACUCUGACGCCGGCUUUGUCCGUGUUGGCGCUGUGGACACCUUUUCGCUGGCCCGUCACCUCAACGUGGCUGCUACCGGCGGCGAGUAAAAGCUGCUCGUCAG